Hippoglossus stenolepis (Pacific halibut) is the source of this 3875-nucleotide messenger RNA. It is a transcript of the gene adam8b, whose product is annotated as ADAM metallopeptidase domain 8b. Gene Ontology annotation, biological process: inflammatory response; regulation of cell-cell adhesion; positive regulation of cellular extravasation. The transcript has 23 exons. The coding region runs from base 78 to 2582 and encodes 834 amino acids. Gene Ontology annotation, molecular function: cell adhesion molecule binding; metalloendopeptidase activity. NCBI's taxonomy places the organism in Eukaryota, Metazoa, Chordata, Actinopteri, Pleuronectiformes, Pleuronectidae. The record is from RefSeq and is a predicted model, not a curated record.
UUGACGGAGGAGAGUUAACGGGCCAGAGGAGCAGCGGUGACCGAGGAGAGAGCUUCAUUCUGGGCCAGAGAGAGAACAUGAGGUCGCUGUGGUUCACAUGGGUUUGUGUGGUGCACAGCUCGGACCUGUUGUCUCACGUGGAGCGGUACGAGGUGGUCCGACCCCAGAGGCUGCGGGGGGGGCCGAGGAGCAGCCUGGAGGAGGAGCAGCUUUAUCCCGACACGGUGCAGUACGAGUUGGCCAUUGAAGGGAGGACCCACACUAUUCAUCUGGAAAAAAACAGUAAUCUCAUCGGGAGAGGCUUCACUGAAACUCACUACUCAGGAGACGGGAGACGAGUCACGACGUCCCCGAGUGAGGAGCUGUGUUACUAUCACGGUCACAUCGCAGGUGAGGCGGACUCGUCGGUCAGUGUCGGGAUCUGUUCUGGAAUCAGCGGCUUCGUCCGAGCCCGGCAGCAGGUUUACCUGAUCGAGCCUCUGGGACAGUCUGAGGACGGAGACCAUGCCGUUUACAGACAUGAACACCUGAAGAUCAGUGACAGCUCCACGUCGAACCCCAGCAUGAUGUACGACCAUGACCAGAACCAGAACCAGAACCAGGACCAGGGGCCUCGCCUUGCUGGUCUCUUCAGGUCCAGACCCUUUAAAACGAACCCUGUCCCUCAGAGGUUUGUCGAGUUGUUUGUGGUCGUCGACAACACUGAGUACAAACGAUAUGGAAGUGGGACAAAGUCCCGUGUUCUCGGGGCAAUAAAUCAUGUUGACAAGCUGUAUCGAGCUCUGAACAUCCGUGUCAUGCUGGUGGGCCUGGAGAUCUGGACGCACAGAGACCAAAUCCGUGUUGAAGAAAACUCAGAGACGACUCUGGACAACUUCCUGAUGUGGCGGCAGGCCGACCUCCUGCGGAGGACGCAGCACGACAACGCCCAGUUUGUGACCGGCAGAGACUUGGAAAACAACACGGUGGGGCUGGCUAACAAGUUCGCUAUGUGCACCGGGAACUCCGGAGGAAUCAACCAGGAUCACCAUGACAACCCGAUCGGCCUCGCCUCCACCAUCGCUCACGAGAUGGGACAUAACUUCGGUUUGUCCCAUGACGCCCCCGGCUGCAUGUGUCUUCCGUUCUACAGCAGCGACAACUGUGUGAUGGCCGACAAGCUCAGGACAGGAGGCCAAGCGUUCCCGGAGUUUUUCAGCAGCUGCAGCGUGCAGCAGCUCGCUGAUUUCCUGGAGCGAGCUCAGCCCGGCUGCCUGGACAGACCCCGACCCGGCAAGACCAUCGCUGUGGGCCCUCGCUGUGGCAACGCCCUGCUGGACCCUGGAGAAGAGUGUGACUGUGGCACUGUGGAGGAAUGCAAGAACCCCUGUUGUGAUGCCUCGACUUGUCGUCUGACGGAAGGAUCCCAGUGUGCUCAUGGCCCGUGCUGCGAUAACUGCCAGUUCCAACCUGCCGGAGGUGUGUGCAGGAAGUCGGCCGGCGACUGCGACCUGCCUGAAUACUGCACCGGCCUCUCGGGGGAGUGUCCCGAGGACAGUUUCGAGAUGAACGGCAAACCCUGCUACGACCAGACGCAGGGCUACUGCCACGACGGCCAGUGUCCCACACAAGAGCAGCACUGCUGGAGGCUGUUUGGACCCGGGGCCAGAGUUGGACCAGAUUUGUGUUUCGACCUGAACAAACGAGGCGAGAAAGGUGCAAACUGUGGGAAAACCAAGUUGGGCUACAUCCCCUGCACGGCGCAGAAUUACAAGUGUGGGUCUAUAUUUUGUCAAGGGGGGGGCGAGUCCAUCACUGGUAAGAUGGCAGCGUACACUGUGCGUGGCAUAAAGUGCAACGUGGUGGAGGAUGACAACACCAGGAACAUUGACAUGGUGCCUAAAGGAACCAGCUGUGGACCAAAUAAGGUUUGCCUCGACCACAGAUGUGUGGACAUAUCAGUUUAUGGGAAAAAGGAGGAAUGUUCAAAGAAAUGCAACAAUCACGGGGUGUGUAAUCACAAGAGCGAGUGCCAGUGCGUUCCCGGCUGGGCUCCGCCUCACUGCGAUGUCCUGUACGCAGAUUUACCUCAAGGUCAGAAGGGAAUAAUAAUUGGCGUGUGUGUCGCUCUCGCCGUCCUGCUGCUGAUCGCCGUGGUGAUAACGGGAGUGAUGUGCUGUAAAAAGGACAACAUGGACAACUUCAUCUCGAAAAGGAAAGUGCAUUCGGCCCCAGGCAAGUUGAACCCGAUGUUCCAGGGAGCAGACGUUAAAGAAAGACCUCAGAUCAGUCAGCCUACUCUCAUGGGGUCAACGGCGGCACAAGCCUGUGCUCCUCUGAUCGUCCACGUGACCCCCAGCAGACCAGCUCCGCAGCCGCCACAGAACGAGUCUCUGGUGUCGUCUACCUCACAAACCGAGCAGACAAAACCUCAACCUCCAGCAAAACCUCAGCCGCCUCUGAAUAAACCACAGUAUAAGGCAGCCAGACCAAAUCCUCCUCCUGUACCUCCAGCCAAGCCCUGUCCUCCUGCAGCAGCCAGAGUCAAGCCGUGCACUCCUCCACCCCCCCCAGCGAAGCCCCAGGUCCACAGACCCACAUGACGUAUGAGUAAGAGAGCGCUGCUUGUUGGGAUCGGACCGAGUCACCGAGUUCAGAGAGGUUUACACUUUCAGGCCUUGAGAUGUUGACUCGGAGCGUCUGAUCCCAUCCGACCCUCAGCUUCACAGCUGCUGUGGGGAAAGUGUUAUCGUUCAGAAAGUUACAAUCAGCUGCUGCAGCUGUAAUUGUUGUGUUUGUAAAAAAAACAAACAUCCUUUUGUUGUAAGUGUUACAUUAAAUUAUCUUUUAUUAGUGUGAGGAAAGUUGUUUCUGUUCUAGAGACAAUAGAGCGUGAGCGUCGGCAGCAACGAGCCGAGAACGGGUUCGAACCAUCGACGGCAGAUUGACGACACAGCACUUCCCACAAGGGAAGCCAAAGUAUUUAUCGCCCCCUGGUGGCUGGCUGCACUACAGGUCGUAAACCCCGCCUUUAUGACGUGUCGUCCAUCUUUAUUUAUUCUAUGGUUCGUACCUUUGUGCCUUAGCUGCGGUUUGGACUCAGCCUCGUUAGUCACUAUUAUAAAAAAUACAGUUUGAAUAUUUAACUAAUGUUUGCAAAACAGCCUGUGUGAGAAUUAUCAGAGAGAUCGAACAGAGAUACCGAACCGAGGCUAAACCACAUGUUUCCGCUGCCCAAAGAUUUGAGAAUUAAACAAGUUUCACCCUGAUCAGCCACCACAGGUACGGAAAAUAACAGAAAGUACAAAACCAGUGUUGAAUCCCAUCGGUUCAGAAACAGGCCACCGCUACACACCAGUUGCUGUUCUGUUCUGAGCCGAGGGGCCGGGUCCAUUGAACGGUUCCACGAGGCUGAGUUCCCCCCCGGUGCUUUUUGUACAGUCCCUAAAUCGUCCGAAGCCAAUCUGCACUGAGAGGUUAAUUUGAAUUCUCUCUCCAUUUGACUUGAAAACCUGUGAACGGUACUUUCAGCACGGAGGCUCUGCACAGACCUGUGUGUGUGUGUGUGUGUGUGUUGCUGUGAUUCAGCUUGAAACAUUUACAUGCUCCUGUUUGUUUUCAGCCCCUGAGGAGAAAUCUCGUUUUUUUACUGCACUGAUAUUUUUUCUAGGGCAACAGUCAUGUGGUUUUUCACUUUGAAGCAGAAAUUGCAAAUGAGUGUUUUAUCACAAUGAUCCCGAUUCUCCUUCUUCCUUUGAUCACAUAUGAUGAAUUGAAUGUAAAAACGUAUGAAAGGUCUUUCCUUGCAACAAAGUAAAGUUGCACUUUAUUACAAAAGUAUGUUGCGUUUUUCAUUUAGUGGAUUAAAUAAUGAUUAAAAUGUACAUUUUUCACGA